GUAAGACUGAAGGAUGGUGAUUUCAACAUAAACUGAAUGACCAUUAACAAGUACACAUCUGAACCAAGCUGGCUUUGGUUUUAUUAUAAAAUAUUUUACUUACGACGCGUUUCCAAGAAAUUAACGGACCAAUGACGCUAACUUUAUUGACACCCUUAUUCGAAAAAAAACGGUUUCUCAUCCGUGAUACCUUGCUACCCCAAAUGAUGGAUCAUAUUGAUUCGAUUAAAGUAGAAGAGGACGAAGAUGAUUUUUCUGUUGAUUCGUGGGAUACAGCAUCGAAUGAAGAGUUAGAGCAGGUGAUGGAAUAUUCCGAACCUUUACUUAGUCCAGAAGGGAGCGAUCAACCUGGCAGACAAUCGAAGAGUGGGGAAUCAUUAGAAGAAAAAUUAGAACAGUUUUCACCUAAUAUCAACUUACACGUCACUGAAGAAGCCAAACAACUUCUUGAAGAAACUCCAGAAAUGCGAGAAUUGAAACGUGAGAAAAACAGACUAGCAGCACGAAGAUGCAGACAAAAGCAAAAAGAUAGAAUCACCUACUUAGAAAAGGAUGUGAAAGAAAUAGAAGCAGCAAAUUAUCAAGUUGAAACCGAAAUUAAAAUGUUACAACAGCAACUACACGAAUUACGAGAUAUGCUUUUAAACCACAAUUGUGUGAUGGCUGCACCACGACUCUCACAUAGAAAAUUUACAAUGAAUGAUUAUGCAUGUUACCUUUGAUUUUUGGUUAUUUUGGUAAUAGUACAUGUGUAAUAAUUUAUAUAGUUAUGGGAUUUAUAUUAUAUUUUGUAAAUAAAGCUCCUUUUUUUGAAAAAUAAUUUUUUUAAAAAGUUUAAUAAGUCCAAAAAAGUUUAACAAGUUCUCUCAACUCAUUUUUCUUCAUAAAAAAUAUAUAAUAUAUAAGAGCCAAGAAUUAAACUAUUUCAAUUUUUUUCUAUGUUUUGUCCAGUUUCUUAGAUGCUUUGGUUUCCUUUGUUUUUCCCUUCUUUUAUAAAGAAAAAAAUAAACUUUUGAGAAAUUAAUAUAAAAUGCUACAAGAUUAUUGUAUAUAUUUAUUGUAUACUUGUAAUUAACUGUAAAUAUAAGAUGAAGGUGUACUUAUAUACACGUGUGUAAAUACUUAAUUUGUUCAACGAAUGCUACCACA
Molecule: messenger RNA, 1149 nt
Organism: Hydractinia symbiolongicarpus
Lineage: Eukaryota; Metazoa; Cnidaria; Hydrozoa; Anthoathecata; Hydractiniidae
Product: cyclic AMP-dependent transcription factor ATF-2-like
Exons: 4
Coding region: 132-722 (196 amino acids)
Biological process (GO): regulation of transcription by RNA polymerase II
Cellular component (GO): nucleus
Molecular function (GO): DNA-binding transcription factor activity, RNA polymerase II-specific; RNA polymerase II cis-regulatory region sequence-specific DNA binding
Source: RefSeq, a predicted model, not a curated record